Messenger RNA from Rotaria sp. Silwood2, 2427 nucleotides. The record is from the annotation of a GenBank genome assembly. Lineage: Eukaryota; Metazoa; Rotifera; Eurotatoria; Philodinida; Philodinidae.
AUGUUGAAGUGGCUUCUAUACAUUGCUCUCCUUGGAGCAUUACUUUUCACAAAUACUUGUAAAGCUGAAGAUGAAACUGAUACAUCAACAUCCAUUCCACCAAAAGUUGAUAAUGAUAUUGGAAAACAUACUGAUGGAUCAAAGACAGAUGAUGAAGUUGUUCAAAAAGAAGAAGAAGCGAUAAAAUUAGAUGGUCUAAGUGCUAAAGAAUUUCGUACAUUAGUUGAUGCAUCGGAAAAACAUCAAUUUCAAACAGAAGUUAAUCGUAUGAUGAAAUUAAUUAUUAAUUCAUUAUAUAAAAAUAAAGAAAUCUUUUUACGUGAACUUAUAUCAAAUGCAUCUGAUGCACUUGAUAAAAUACGUUUUCUAUCUCUUACCGAUAAGAGUGUACUUGGCGAUAAAGAAGAAUUAACAAUACGUAUUAAAAUUGAUAAAGAGAAUCGACUGUUACAUAUAACAGAUACUGGUAUUGGUAUGACUAAAGCUGAACUUGUUCAAUUUCUUGGUACAAUUGCCAAAUCAGAUACAUCAGAAUUUUUCAAUAAAGUUCAACAAGCAAAACAAGAUGAUAGUACAUCAAUGAGUGAUCUUAUUGGACAAUUUGGUGUUGGAUUUUAUUCAAGUUUUCUUGUUGCUAAUAAAGUUAUUGUUACAUCAAAAAAUAAUGCUGAUGAUCAACAUAUUUGGGAAUCUGAUUCAACUUCAUUUAAUGUAUUUAAGGAUCCACGUGGUAAUACACUUGGUCGUGGAACAACAGUUAGUCUUCAUAUAAAAGAAGAAGCUGGAGAAUAUUUAGAAGCAUCAACACUUGAUGAAAUUAUUCGUAGAUAUUCACAAUUUAUUAAUUUUAAUAUUUAUUUAUGGAAUUCAAAAACUGCUAAAGAAGAAGUACCUGAUGAUGAUGGUACUACAGAAGAAAAGAAAUCAGAUGAAACUGAUAAGAAAACAGAUGAAGAUGCUGCUGUUGAAGAUGAUAAAGAAGAAGAAGGAAAGAAAAAGAAAACUAAAAAUGUUGAUAAAACUGUUUGGGAUUGGGAAUUAAUGAAUGGAAAUAAACCCAUUUGGCAACGAAAAACAUCCGAAGUUAAUGAACAAGACUAUUAUGCAUUUUAUAAAUCAUUUACUAAGGAAACUGAAGAUCCAUUGAUCUACAGUCAUUUUACUGCUGAAGGUGAAGUUACGUUUAAAUCAAUAUUAUAUAUUCCAAAAGCUGCACCAUUUGAUUUAUUUUCUACUUAUAAUAAAAAAACUGAUACUAUUAAACUUUAUGUUCGUCGUGUAUUUAUAACUGAUAAUUUUGAAGAAAUGAUGCCAAAAUAUUUAUCAUUUAUUCGUGGUGUUGUUGAUAGUGAUGAUUUACCAUUAAAUGUUUCACGUGAAACAUUACAACAAUCAAAAUUACUUAAAGUUAUUAAGAAAAAACUUGUACGAAAAGCAUUAGAUAUGAUAAAAAAACUUUCUCCAGAAGAUUAUGUCACAUUUUGGAAAGAAUAUGGUACAAAUAUUAAAUUAGGUGUUAUUGAUGAUUCAGCAAAUCGUACACGUUUAGCUAAAUUAUUACGUUUUACAACAUCUGUAUCAGAUGAUAAGCAAAUAAGUUUAGCUGAAUAUAUUGAACGUAUGAAACCAAAACAAGAACAUAUUUAUUUUAUUGCUGCUAUGUCAAUUGAUGAAGCAAAAAAAUCACCAUUUGUUGAACGUAUAUUAAAAAAAGGUUAUGAAAUUCUUUAUUUAUUUGAUCCUGUUGAUCAAUAUUGUUUGCAAUCAUUGCCUGAAUAUGAAGGAAAAAAAUUUCAAAAUGUUGCUAAAGAUGGUUUAGAAUUAGAUAAAUCGGAUGCAAAACAAGAACAACAAAAAAAACAUUUAGAAAAAUUAUAUGAACCAUUAUUAACAUGGCUUAAAGAUAAAUUAAGUGAUAAAAUAAGUGAUGCUAAAAUAUCUGAUCGUCUUGUAAAAACACCAAUGGCACUUGUUGCAUCACAAUGGGGCUAUGAUGGAAAUAUGGAACGUAUAGCACGUGCUCAAACUUAUCAAAAAAGUGGUGGAGAUUCAACAAUGAAUUAUUAUUUAAAUCAAAAGAAAGCAUUAGAAAUUAAUCCACGUCAUCCGCUUAUUAAAGAUUUACUUCGUCGUAUUCAAGAUUCAAAAGAUGAUAAAACAGCUUUGGAUUUAGCAAAUGUUAUGGUUGAAGCAGCAACACUUCGUUCAGGUUAUGAUUUGAAAGAUUCAACUGGUUUUGCUGAUCGUAUUGAAUCAAUGUUACGACGUGCUAUGGGAAUUUCAUUAGAUGAAAAAGUUGAAGAUGAACCAAUGGAUGAAGACAAUCAAGUUAAACUUAAUACCAAUGUUGAUGAAAAUAUUAUUGAUGAUGAUACUGAUUCAACAACAUCGACAACGAACUCGGAUAAAGCGCAUGGUGAUUUAUAA